AAAAUGAGCGACUCCAGUCAGCCCAAAUUGGAACUUUUCGUCAAGGCCGGGAGUGAUGGCCAGAGUAUUGGCAACUGUCCCUUCUCUCAGCGUCUCUUCAUGGUGUUGUGGCUAAAAGGAGUCACGUUUGAUGUUACCACAGUGGACAUGAAGAGAAAGCCGGAGAUCUUGAAGGACCUGGCUCCGGGCGCCCAGCCGCCUUUCCUCUUGUACGGCAACGAAGUGAAAACUGACACCAACAAGAUCGAGGAGUUCCUGGAGGAUUCUCUCUGCCCCCCAAGGUAUCCUCGUCUGGCAGCUCGUAACCCCGAGUCCAAUACAGCGGGGAUGGAUGUCUUCUCAAAGUUCUCGGCUUACAUCAAGAACUCCAACCCUCAGACAAAUGAAAAUCUGGAGAAAGGGCUUCUGAAAGCUCUCAAGAAACUAGACGACUACCUCGGCUCUCCACUUCCUGACGAAAUCGACGAAAAUAGCGCGGAUGAAGUCACUUCCUCCUCCCGCCCCUUCCUGGACGGGCAAGAACUUACACUUGCUGAUUGCAACUUGCUUCCAAAGCUCCAUAUUGUCAAGGUUGUGUGUUUAAAGUACCGUAAAUUCAGCAUCCCUCAAGCUCUGUCCCACCUGUGGCGGUACCUGAACGCAGCGUACGCCCGAGAGGAGUUUGCCUCCACCUGCCCCAUCGAUGACGAGAUCCACAUGGCUUAUUCUUCUGUGGCCAAAUUUCUCAAGUAG
Nerophis lumbriciformis (worm pipefish) is the source of this 732-nucleotide messenger RNA. Lineage: Eukaryota; Metazoa; Chordata; Actinopteri; Syngnathiformes; Syngnathidae. The record is from RefSeq and is a predicted model, not a curated record.